GCCCAGCGGCAGCGUUUCCGGGAGGACGGUCAGAAUGGGAAAAAAGGUGAAGAGGAAAUCGGAAGACGUUUCCUCGGAUGAGGAGGAGGAAUACGUGGUGGAGCGGGUGCUGGAUCGCCGUGUGGUCCGGGGACGCGUCGAGUUCCUGCUGAAGUGGAAAGGUUUCUCUGAGGCUGACAACACGUGGGAGCCGGAGAAGAACCUCGACUGCCCGGAGCUGAUCAGCGAGUUCCUGAAAACCUACAACAAGGAGAAGGAGAAGGAGAACGGGGCCGGAUCCAGGGACAAGGUGGAGGCUGGGAAGAGACGGUCAUCCAUUGUCAACGGCAGUGAGGACACAAAGGCCAAAAGGAAGAAGGAGGAUGAUGAUAACCUCAGGGGUUUCGAAAGGGGCCUGGAGCCAGAGAAGAUCAUUGGAGCCACAGACUCGUGUGGAGAGCUGAUGUUCUUAAUGAAAUGGAAGGACUCGGACGAGGCUGACCUGGUCCUGGCCAGGGAGGCCAACGUGAAAUGCCCCCAGAUUGUCAUCGCUUUCUACGAGGAGCGGCUCACAUGGCACGCGUACCCAGCAGAGGACGAGGAGCGCCGCGAGGAGGCCGAGACCAGCUAGAGGCGGACGGGCGCACCGUGUUGUGUGUGUGUGUGUGUUGGGGGGUGGGGGUGGGUGAGCAGCAGGCGCGGCCCUUCCUGGGAGCUGGGCUGGCGGUGUGGUGGGGGAGGUGUGGUAGAUGGGGAGGGAACACCGGGGACGCAGGCUUGUGAGCCCCUUUUUGGUUUUGCUCGUGCGACACGAUCUGGUCUUCGCUACUUAACUCUGUUUUUCUCUCCCCCACCCCGCCCCCCAACCAUUCCUACCCCCGCAUCUCCUCCCCCCCCC
Stegostoma tigrinum is the source of this 877-nucleotide messenger RNA. RefSeq names its product chromobox protein homolog 5-like. Lineage: Eukaryota; Metazoa; Chordata; Chondrichthyes; Orectolobiformes; Stegostomatidae. Gene Ontology annotation, biological process: chromatin organization; negative regulation of transcription by RNA polymerase II. Bases 35 to 610 code for a protein of 191 amino acids. Gene Ontology annotation, cellular component: pericentric heterochromatin; nucleus. The transcript is spliced from 4 exons. The record is from RefSeq and is a predicted model, not a curated record. Gene Ontology annotation, molecular function: chromatin binding.